Messenger RNA from Pelodiscus sinensis (Chinese soft-shelled turtle), 2911 nucleotides. Its product is annotated as TBC1 domain family member 24-like. The record is from RefSeq and is a predicted model, not a curated record. NCBI's taxonomy places the organism in Eukaryota, Metazoa, Chordata, Testudines, Trionychidae.
UGCAGCCUGGGAGCCAAGCCCAUCAGAAGCUCCUUGCUCGAGGAGAUAUAAUUUCACACACAGUCCCAGAGAGAUGCUACAGGUUGGGCUGGGCCUCCCUGGCUCCCCAGGGGGUGCUGUGGAAGAUCUCCCUUUGGACAAGCUGGGAAAGAGGAAUAGGUCCCCCUCGGCCCUGCUGCACUCAGGUGGAGGUGAUAUGGAAACUACACAAGAGCCAGCUGAUUCCCUUCAAAUCCCGGUGCUGAUCAUCUCCGAUGCUGAGACUUGGGACAUCGAUGCAUCCUCUUGCGUGGGCUGUGGCCAGUUUGUGGACUGGGAUAAGAUGCCGGAGUUGGAUCGGCAGCCAAGCACUCACAGCCAGAGCCUCCCCCACACCAGCAAAGAGCUGAAAAAGCUGGCAAGAGCAGGUCACUGGGCUACGGACCACGCGCUAAGAGCUCGGGCGUACCACCAGAUCAUCCAGCGCAUCCCCUGCCGGCUGGUGACCCCCGAUGCUCUGGUCUACAGGGACGUAGCAAGCAGGCUGUUUGGAAAGCAGAGCGUGAGCUCCCACCCCUUGCCCGAAUUCCUCGGCGAGGGCACGCUGCCCACGUAUUGCCUGACCAUGGAAGGCGUAACCGCCGUGAAGAAAAUCCUCAUCUGCCUUGGCAACCUCUUCCCUGACAUCACCUACGGCCCAGUUCUCCCGGCUGCCGUGGCUCUGCUGCUGCACUACAGCGAAGAUGAAGCUCAGUGCUUUGAGAAUGUCUCGCGCCUCAUCGCUUGCAAUGAGGCUCACACCAGCUACAUAGACCAGUCCUUCCUGGCCCAUCAGGCCUCCUGUAUGACUUUUGGGGAUCUGGCCAGCAAGCACUGCCCAGCCGCCCACAGAUUAAUCGCCAGCACCUGUGAAAAUGUCUUUGAGGUCUAUUCCGAGUGGCUGGGGUGGAUCUUCGGUGACCUUCCAUUUGACUACGCUAUCCGCGUCCUCGACGUGUUCCUGCUGGAGGGUCAGAAAGUCCUCUACCGUAUCGCUCUGGCCUUGCUGAUGCAGUACAGGCUCUUGGUGACCUCCGGAGAGCUGGAAGCGACCAACGUCCAGGGUGAGCUGAAGGCUUUCGUGCAGAAUGUGAAGAAGCAUAUGGCGGCUGACAAGCUCCUGGAGAGAGCCUUUGGGAUUCGGCUGUUCUCCCACAAGGAAAUCUGGCUUCUUCAGAUGGCCAACAGGAAAGCGCUGGCGGAGAAAGGCAUAACGGUGGUUCAGCGCAGGCAGCUGUUCCACCUGGCAGUAGACAUGCUGAAAUUCAGCUCCACCAUCGUGACUGCUCAGGAGAUGCGCAUCGUGUGGUCCUGGAUUCCCAAGCGAUUCUCCUUAUUCCCCCCUGUCCUGCUAUUCUCCACCUCAGAGAACGGAUACAGCCUGCAAAGGUUUUACUCGUGCUGUGAAGGCUACGAACCGACAGUCCUGCUCAUAAAAACUGCUCAGGGGGAAGUGUGUGGUGCCUUCCUCUCGUCUGACUGGAAUGAAAGGAAGAAGAGCGGGGCAGCGUCCAGCUUCUUUGGAACAGGGGAAUGCUUUGUUUUCAGCGUACGCCCUGAAAUGGAGAGAUACGAGUGGGUGUUCGUCAAGAAACCAGAGCUGACCAAAGCAGUGCCGCGCGCCCCACGCCAGCGGUCCCCUUCUCCCGUCCCCCGGAUCCGUGUCUCAUCCCCUCCGGACGGCCACAAAGCCAGCUCGCACCAUCUCACCGUGCCGGUACUGGAGAGUGCUAGAGGCCGCCUCUCCCCAUUCCUGGCAAUCCGACACUUCCUCCUGCCUUCGAAAACAGCCUCCAUGUUCAUGUCCGGGACUCGGGAAGGAAUCAUUAUCGGUGGUGGGGGAGGCCAGGCUCUGUACAUUGAUGCUGACCUCUGCUAUGGAAGAACAGAGCACUGCGAGACAUUUGACAACCCUCCUCUCUGUCAAGAGAACUUCCAGGUGCAGCUCCUGGAAGCCUGGGGCUUUCAAAACGUCUAGCUCCUGUGACAUCGCCUCUCCCUGCGCAGGCUCCACCACACAGGACACCACAGCUAGAAACGAGCCAGACGCCACAAACGACACACUGAUGCCUGAUUCUAAUGGAGGGAGUUUGCACAUGGAUGUCUGAACCUCACUACCGCUGGCCGUUCUCCAUGUCUUCCUUCUCCAUCAUAAUGGACUGUGCUGGCAUGGAUAGGAAAACCAUGCACCACAGGGCAGAGUUCUAGUAUGGGCACUGCCAUACUAUACGAUUGUAUUCAUAACAAAGUCUAGAACCUUGGCACACAAACCAAACCAAAUCCCAAACUUUCUAAGAUUUGAAAAGAUGAGCUAAUUUGGGGGAAGCAGUAGGCGGAAUUUUUCAGGUUUCUUGUCUCUCUGCAUUCUUGGCUUCACUGUGAAGUGACCUCAUGGUAGCCAGCACUGGGCUAUGAAUCUUACUGGGAAGAUUAACCUGUAACUUACAGGAUUUCCAUCCUGGAUGCAAGCCCAGAAUAAUAACCAGGAGGGGAACCUCUGUCAUCUUUGGAGGUCAACAGUCACUAUUAAACACGAUCUGUGUUAAUCAUAUACCACAAUACAAGCAGCUAUCAUGGAACGUUCCAGAUAGUUACGUCAGAACUGGGCCCCUGAAUUUUCUGCCCCAUCUCUUCAAAUGGAGCCCAGCAGGAUAAGGCGUAAGGGUCCUCAAAUGCCCACUAGACUUUGCUCCAGCCUUAAUAAGUAGAACUUUGUAGUUGUGCAUUGCAGGCAGGAAUGGAGAGAGAAUGCAGGGAAACAGCAGAUCACAGUGCAGGCCUGUAUGCGGGGGAGGGGGAGGCGAAGGGUGCGAAAGCCAAGUAAGCACGCUCCAGGGGUACGUCUAAACUACAUGGCUCCAUCGACGGAGCCAUGUAGAUUUGUUUGUUUGGC